This is a messenger RNA of Rotaria sp. Silwood1, 645 nucleotides long. The record is from the annotation of a GenBank genome assembly. Lineage: Eukaryota; Metazoa; Rotifera; Eurotatoria; Philodinida; Philodinidae.
AUGUUUGUAGCUCUUAUUCUUUGUUUGGUCGGUAUUGCAGUCGCACAACGACCGAUUCCAUGUACUACUCCACCACAAUGGGAAGCACGUAUAUUUGAUAUGAACGAGCAACAAAAAUUCGCAUUGGAAGGAAGAUUAAGUUAUGAUGCUACUUAUCAUCGUGAACGUCUUGUUGACGAAAUCGAUGAAGCUAGUCAAGAAGAUUUUUUUGACACGAUCGCCCUUUUUGAUUCAAAAAUUGAAUUUGUUUAUAAUUUUAAAGCUCGUAAUUGUACACGUCGAGAAUUAACUCGACCAUGGCGUGAUUUUGGUAUUCGUCCAACUGAUACAUCAUAUGGUGAAGCUUACAUUGGCUCAUCGAUUUUUCCUGAUACAGGUGUAUUAGUUACAAUCUGGGCUGGCAAUUUCACAUUACCAUCAAAUGAUACAAUUGAUUAUAUUUCCACAUGGACUUAUCGAGGAUGCCUUCCAGUUUCUCGAACAAGUUUCAGUCAAAAAUUUGGCACUUCACACUUAUCAUUUUAUGAUAUAACAGUUGGCAUCAGGGAUCCGAAUGUAUUUAUUCCACGACGAGAAUGUCUUACGAGUGAAGAAUGGGAUAUGCGACACACUCUCUUCGGUACACCAACAAAAAACAACAUUUAA